GCACGAAACGAUAUCUUCUGGAAAAUACCAUUGAAUACUAAGAACUUCUCAAUGUUUAACAGUAGCAAGAAAGCUUACGAAUCGAUGUCGAAGAAGUUCCAAGCAAAUUAUUGCUUAUAUCCAGCUAAAUAUAGAUACCAUCCCUCCCAAGAGAAUCAAUACUUGAGUUUUCCUUACACAUGGCUUAAUAUCACCAUCAAUGAGACUCAACUGGUGUCAACAUACAACCAUUACAUUAUUGAAAUGUCGAAGAUCUUCGAUAUAAUUAAAUACAGCCUUGUUUUUAUGUUCGUUGUAAUAUUAUUUUACGCAAUCGUUCCUAAUAAAUCGCCCUUGGUGGAGCAGAGAUCUAAAAAAGAGUUGGAAAUAAGAAGAUACGCCACACAUGAGGAAUUUAUUAUACACGACGAUGAAUUAAAAUAUAUACAAUAGAUAAACAACGAAAAAUCCUAGAGGUUAAGUACCAAACCUCGACUUAUGUCACUCCACAUGGCUAUUUGAAUUUUUGUAUUUGAUAUAUCUGGCAAACAAUCACCAUGCAAAUAUGUAGUAUCUAUAUGUGGCAAAAUAUUUGCCAUGUUUGACAAAUACACCAAACACGUCACGCGUUGUUGGUUCCGUCCAAACUAUGAUCAAAUUUGUUAUUUUAACUACUUAUUUGGCUCCAUGUGUAAACGAUCAUAUUUGUAAAUUCUUUAUCGAAUGCAUAUCGAAUGUCAAAUAUUUGUCGAAGCGAAAGUUUUAAUACACCCAAUAGAGAAUACGAACAGCCAUGUGUAAUAUCGCCUUAACGCGUGUUAUAUUUUACAUAUCUAUUUGAUUAGUACAAAAUUUUUUCUAGUGGCUUUUCGACGCAAAGCUAAAAACAAAUAGAUCUGCGUACGUAAUAUUGGUGUAUAUAUAUGUAUUUCUCUAAUAUUCUCCCGUUUUUGUAGAACCAUCAUAUC
This is a messenger RNA of Hyposmocoma kahamanoa, 947 nucleotides long. RefSeq lists its product as uncharacterized. NCBI's taxonomy places the organism in Eukaryota, Metazoa, Arthropoda, Insecta, Lepidoptera, Cosmopterigidae. The record is from RefSeq and is a predicted model, not a curated record. The transcript has 4 exons. Bases 52 to 432 code for a protein of 126 amino acids.